Molecule: messenger RNA, 825 nt
Organism: Synchytrium microbalum
Lineage: Eukaryota; Fungi; Chytridiomycota; Chytridiomycetes; Synchytriales; Synchytriaceae
Exons: 5
Coding region: 1-825 (274 amino acids)
Cellular component (GO): endoplasmic reticulum membrane; Golgi membrane
Molecular function (GO): ubiquitin protein ligase activity; metal ion binding
Source: RefSeq, a predicted model, not a curated record
AUGGAAGCAGCGAACGCAGGAGCAAACGACCCACCUCCGCAAGUAGCUCUCGAUGCAAAACAGAUAGAGGAGCUGAAAGUUCAGAACGUAAUCGCUCCUGAAUCUCAAUUGAUACUCCCCGAGGGAGUUUCGCUCGACCAAUUAUCACCUGAGGACUUGGAGAUCAUUAAAAGUCAACAGGAAUUCUUGAAGAUACCGGCUGGCCUGGCACUCCAAAAAGGAAACUGGAGAUUCUUCUGCAUUUGGCUCUCAUUCUCCAUACUGAAUCUAUGGGUGGUUCGAAAUGCUCUAGAAAAGCCAGUCAAACCCGCAACGCCGAAAUGGACGUAUGCAUUCUAUGACUGGGUGUACAAGAUUUCAUAUUCUGUCGGCUUGUUGGGAUAUUUCUUGUUCUUGGCUGCAUUCUUCCAUAUACCAGCAGUAUUAUGGAAUGCUAGUAUAGAGUUUGAGCUGCGGUGUCUGGAGGCAGGAAUAUUACUCCUAUUUUACGGCCUCUACUUUGGAGUACUAGGACGUGACACUGUAGAUAGACUAGCAGAUAAGAUGGCAUACGCUGUUGGUUACUAUGCUGGCAAGAAGGGUGGAAUGCCAACACGGCACUUAGCAUCAAAUGUCUGCUGUAUAUGUGGCGACGUGACGAAUGAAGAAGGAGGAAAACUGAAGCUACAUAAAUUACAAUGUGGACAUAUAAUGCAUGAAGUUUGUAUACGUGGAUGGAUUAUUGUUGGGAAGAAGGAUGUUUGCCCUUACGAUUCGGAAAGAGUGGACAUGUCUGCAUUCUCAUCGAAUCCAUGGGAGACGUCGCAGAGAUUAUACCUGUCAUAG